CGAAGCGGGCACAGAAAGAAGAAAACAAAAUACUUUCCAUUCCAGUGAUUUCAUUUGUCGUCCAAUGGUCACGGUAAGCAGAUCGUUUGGCGCUUCCACCGAGUGAGGUGCCCUCGUCGAACUUCCGGAAAAUCGGAACCAAAACAAACCCGCGGGAAUAGUGUCUGUGAAUAUUUCAUUCGGCAGUCAUUAUGUGACAUUUAUGCUAGGUGUAAUGAUUCGAAAUCUCCGAUAAAUUGGUUGACAACAGUGAGCUCAAACUGUGAGUGAUAAUUGAUUGUGUAUGUCAGGCAACGUGUAAAUAGUUGUCUUACGUGUGGACUGUGAUCAACUGAUUCGGUGCAGUGAGCAAGCCCGAAGCAGUCAUUGUGUGUUUGCAUUUUGUUCAACAUUAGCUGCAACGAGUGUUCGUUUCUGGAAUGGUUUAUUGCAUUUUCAAUUAGCAGUUAUUUGGAACAGCGCUUGCAUCUGUUUCGUAGUCGCCGGUUCACCGGACCAGCCCACAGCGAAUCCAACGUCGACGACAGCGACGCCGAUAGUGCUGCUUGGUUAGGCAGUCCAUUCUAGAGGAGCCCCAGCAGAAAGCCUUACCGACUCGAUCUCACGAGACAUAUGAGGGGUGCUCCAGCGGGCGCAGUUAGUUUGAUUCAGUGCCUCUCGGCGAGCACAUCGUUCAUCGAGUCAACGCGGGGUGGAAGCGACGAUAGACCGAAUUGCGCUUUUGCAUCUCUGGCAAAAGUAGGUUCCAAAAAUCUUUCCGAUUCGCUAUUCAGUGGGGGGCCCAAGAGCGCGGUGCGUGGGAAAACGAUCGAAGAAAAGUGUGUUCAUUACGUAAGCCGUGAGCAAUUAGUGUCGUUACCUACAGCUGGGGAGUCAUUUUGUGGUCGGAACGUGAGAUUCGGUGUGUUGGGUGUUGGUGUUCUCCGUCCGGCUCAGUCGCACUGGCGGGUUGGUGUCGCCGCAGGUCAGAGUGUAUUCGGUGAAUUUGCGUGUGCCAGUUCGAUAAUAACCUACCCAUCUAGUGACGGUGAAGUGAUCUAAUGUUUGCGGCUCGACAGGUCGUUUGAGUGCGAACUUGAGCCACGUGAAUCAUUACGCGCGUCUACGCCUAACCUGUCCGAAAGGUGUUGCGGGUACGAGUUGAAACCGAAAUCAAUUCGCUCGCAGGGAAAAUGGCUGUGCUGGGCCUGUUGCAGGUGCUGUUUGGCGUGAUCUUGGUGUUCCGGCCCGCCGUCGGUAAUGAUAACCUCCGGGUGGCUUACCAGUGGAGCCAGAUUGACUUUGAAUUCCCGUCCGAGGCCGAGCGGGCGAAUGCCAUUGCCUCGGGGGAUUACGUCGCGGAAAAUGUGAUUCCGGUCGGACUGGAAGUCUACAAGAGACGCCUGUUUCUGACACUGCCGAGGUGGAAAACUGGAAUUCCCGCUUCGCUCGUUUACAUCAAUAUCAACGAAACAAGCAGCCAGUCGCCUAAGCUACGACCGUACCCGAGCUGGAAUGCUCACCGUCUAACGACCGACGGUGAAGCACCGGAAAUUGUUUCCCCAUUCCGGAUAAGAGCCGAUCGCUGCGGACGUCUCUGGGUUCUGGACACCGGCAUAGCAGACCUUCUGGGUUCGGCCAAGUCCUUGGCGCCUACCUCUCUAUUGGUGUACGAUCUGCACAAUGACAAUCUUCUCAGGCGCUACAAAUUUCCGAAAGAUCAUGUGAAGGAGGCCUCUUUCUAUGCCAACAUUGCAGUUGAAGAUUCCAAUUGUGACGACACGUACGCCUAUGCUGCUGACCUUGGCGCUCCCGGUUUGGUUGUGUACUCCUGGAAGCUUCAAGAAUCUUGGCGGGUCCAACACCACUUCUUCCAUCCAGACCCACUGUCUGGAAACUACACCAUUACCGGAAUAUCAUUCCAAUGGGAUGAUGGACUUUUUGGAAUGGCACUGUCCAGACCCCAGUCUGAUGGAUUCUCAACCAUGUACUUCCAUCCCCUUAGUUCAACAAAUGAGUUCUCUGUGUCUACAAAAGUUCUUCAAAACCAAACCCUAGCCACCUCCGACAAAAUAUACAAAGAAUUCAAGGUGCUUGGAUCGCGUGGACCGAACGGCCAAGCUGGGGUUGCAUUCUUGGACCAAAAAACUGGAGUGAUCUUCUAUGCGUUGCCCAAUCUGAAUGCCGUGACCUGCUGGAAAACUUCAAACCGAGCCUACACUAUCAAAUCGGUUGGACGCGUGUACAUGAGCACAACAGACAUGGUGUUCCCCAACGACGUCAAGGUGGAUGACGAGAGCAACCUGUGGGUCCUAUCAGAUCGACUUCAUCAAUACAUGUACGCCAGCCUUGACCCAAAGGACGUCAAUUUCCGAAUAUUGACCGCAACCGUGAAAGAUGCCAUUGAAAACACAGCCUGUGAUACUAAGAUCAAACCUCUGCCGGAUAUUAUAACCAACCUGGGCGACAUACUGCGACCGUCAACUUCACCGGUUCCUCCGAAAUCCGGAGCGCCGCUGGUGCUUGCCUCCCACUUGGUCCUUGUACUCACUACUUUUGUCAAGUUGAUUCUAUGAACCGCCCAUUAAUUGCAAAGAAAGUGGUGCUAGAAUAAUCAAUCCUAAACCUUUUCAAUUCACUCAGUCUCACUAAAGACUCAAAACUACAAAACACAACAACUCUUUAGAUUUUACUUUCAUGUGUAGCACAAUGCUUAAAAAGUACCACGCAGAACCAAGGAAGCACAAAAACUAAUUAAAACAGUCAAAUAACGUUAAGUGAGGGCGAUUGUUUGUUACUCCAUUUACCUGUAAAAAUCUACAAGAACUAUUGUAACAUAUUUUCACUUAAAUAGAUAAGAAAACAUUAGCAUUUUAGGGAAAACCUUCGCAGGAAUCGUCAGACGAGAUUCGAAAGAUUACCAGAUUAUAAGGAUUGUUGAAUAAUCAGUAUUGGAAACGAACAAUCAUAUUCUUGUUUUUAAACUAUACCAAUGUAAAUUAUUGUUUUAACUAUAUAUUUAUCUUGAUUGUGGAGUCGAUCGGAAACCAGACUCUUUUUAAUCGCAUGCAUCCACGUGUGUAGGGCAAAUGUGACGAAACUACAUAUCGAGGAACAAAAACUAAAUGUGCUAUAUUUGCUAGCUGAUUCGGAAUAUCAAAUUGUGAACAUGUCCAAAAGACGAAUGUUUUAGCAGUCGUAAAAGGUUGAUUUUUGCUAUCAAGAUGCUUUCCGCGUAAAUUGAGCCGUCCAGAAGUGUCAUAUCAACGUGUUGUUAAGUCAUAUAACAAGAUGGAAAGAAGUAUAGUUGUUGCAAAAACCA
Armigeres subalbatus is the source of this 3301-nucleotide messenger RNA. RefSeq names its product protein yellow-like. The transcript is spliced from 3 exons. NCBI's taxonomy places the organism in Eukaryota, Metazoa, Arthropoda, Insecta, Diptera, Culicidae. The coding region runs from base 1173 to 2555 and encodes 460 amino acids. Gene Ontology annotation, cellular component: extracellular region. The record is from RefSeq and is a predicted model, not a curated record.